Messenger RNA from Ilyonectria robusta, 747 nucleotides. RefSeq lists its product as uncharacterized. The coding region runs from base 250 to 651 and encodes 133 amino acids. Lineage: Eukaryota; Fungi; Ascomycota; Sordariomycetes; Hypocreales; Nectriaceae. The record is from RefSeq and is a predicted model, not a curated record. The transcript has 2 exons.
GAGGGUAGUCAGCCAGCCUCAGAACCGGAUGACAGGCCUUCCGUUGGCCUUUCUGUCGAGGAUGGUUGCGCCUUGACCUGACCAAUUGCAGCCGAGGAUCUCUGGGUGUCUUGGUCUCCAGUACUCUCCAGAGCGUUCUCCAUCUCUCUCUCUCUCUCUCUUUUGUUUGCUCGACAUUGGUUUCUUUUGCUUUGGCGAAUUCCUUUCCUUUGCCCUCAUCACUCUUUCUUCAUUUCAAGACGCUCCGCAAUGAAGAUGGGGUUCCCUUCCCAAUACUUGCUUUUUUCUUUGGUUGCGGUUCCUUCACUUUCUCGAUUUGCAACUCCAGGUUUUCAGCUCCUCGUGGGGAUCCAAUCGAUGCAUGUUGCACGGGGUUGCAGUUGCAUCCCUCUUCUCUGCAGGGACUCCAAGCCAGCCCCAAGCUUGUCAAGUCAACAUCAAGGAUCUGGCAUUAUUUGCCCUGGUGGUCGUUACGGAUGUGAACGAUGUAGAGGCUACACGUCACAUAUCUCUCGCUCGGGACGUGCAUGCACGCAAGCUCAGGCAGGGGGUGACGCACCCGCGAGUCCGACACCCAGUAAAAGAUCGGUAGUGGCAACACAGGCACUCACGAGCUGGUCAGCGUCAAUCUACCAGUACGUACAGUGUUGACAAUGUACGGAGAGAGUCAUCGUUCUCGUGCUCGCGGCCCGUAUUUGCCUGACUCGAGUGACACUACAGUAACCAGUACAGAUCCCAGCGCGUGUG